AGUUGCCAUAAAACCACAGAAGAAGACGAAAUCUCCACAUGUAAACAAGAGCCUCUUGUUUACAAACGAAAACGUGUUUCACCAAUGGAUCCGUUUCGAAACAUGGAUCCCAAUAUCCGCUGCUGGGCUGUGAGAACCGCGGUCCACGAGGCAGCGGCGAUUGGUCAGGCUUCCCGUUUGCAGCAGCUCAUCGAUCGCGGCGCUUCCGUCAACAUCGUGGCGGAGGACUCCAUCACACCCCUGCACGAGGCCUGCGCCCGGGGUCACACCCAGUGCGCCCGGCUACUUCUGGAUGCCGGUGCACAGGUGGAUGCGAGAAACAUGGAUGGCAGCACCCCGCUGUGUGAAGCCUGCUCUGUGGGUAGUUUGGAGUGCGUGACGCUCUUGCUGGAACGAGGCGCCAAAGCCAAUCCUGCCCUCACCUCUCGUACUGCCUCACCUCUCCACGAAGCCUGUAUGGCAGGAAGCUUGGACUGUGUGAAGUUGCUGAUUGCUGAGGGCGCUUCCCUGGAGGCGAAUGACCUCUACCACGGGACCCCGCUGCAUGUAGCUUGUGCUAAUAACCACUUACACUGUGCGAAAGAGCUCCUCAAUGCUGGUGCCAGAGUAAACGCCGCCCGGCUGCACCAGACGGCACUGCACCACGCCGCAAAGAGCGCAAACGUGGAAUUGAUUGAGACCCUCGUGGAGUUCGGCGCCAACAUUUACGCCCGGGAUAGACACAAUAAGAAACCCGUCGACCACGCCUCGCCGGGCUCACCAGUCGCAACCUGCCUGCGCUCUUAUGAGGCCAUGCCCAUGAGCCUGCAGCAACUCAGUAGGUUGGCACUGCGACAGAAGCUGGGCACCAGUGCGCUGAAGGUUGUAGCUCAACUCCAGAUUCCAAAGCUGAUUAUCAGCUACCUGUGCUAUCAGUGACUUGAAGCCUGAAGAGGAUUUCAAUGAUCGUUUCAACAAAUAAGAAAGAAAAAAAAAAAGACUGCAAUCUC
This is a messenger RNA of Syngnathus acus (greater pipefish), 989 nucleotides long. RefSeq names its product ankyrin repeat and SOCS box containing 13a, tandem duplicate 2 (gene asb13a.2). Gene Ontology annotation, molecular function: protein binding. The transcript has 6 exons. The coding region runs from base 85 to 918 and encodes 277 amino acids. The record is from RefSeq and is a predicted model, not a curated record. Lineage: Eukaryota; Metazoa; Chordata; Actinopteri; Syngnathiformes; Syngnathidae. Gene Ontology annotation, biological process: protein ubiquitination; positive regulation of protein catabolic process.